AAACAGGGGAAUUGGGGUCAUGUUCACCAGUUCCAUAGGAUGCUGUUGGGAGUAGUUGAGGCCCUCGGGGCCCUUGUCCUGUUGUUCGUAGUUAUUCUUUACUGGACGACCGCGAAGCUGAGGUACUGGAAGAACCGGGGAGUACCUGGACCCACUCCUGUGCCCCUCAUCGGUAAUUUCGGUGGAGUACUUUUUCGAAGGGCGUCCAUCGCCGAUGCAAUGAUGGAACUGUAUAAAAACUGGAAGGGCCCCUUCUUCGGGGUUUACAACGGCCACUCCCCAGCUCUCGUCAUCAAAGACCUGGAUUUAGUGAAGAACGUGUUGAUCAAGGACUUCAACGUCUUCUCGGGUCGUGGAGUAAAAAUUAAUGAGGAGAUUGAUCCACUCGCUGGUCAUCUCUUCAACCUGGAUGGGCCCAGGUGGAGAUCCCUGAGAACUAAGUUGACUCCUGUCUUUACCAGUGGAAAACUCAAGCACAUGUUUAAUCUGAUGCUUGAGUGCGCUGAUCAUUAUGAGAAGUAUCUCCUCCAGGAGGGGAGCAAGGGAAAUGUCGUGGAGUUCAGAGAAGUAGCUGCUAAAUUCACAACUGAUGUCAUUGGAUCUUGCGCUUUUGGUAUCAGCAUGAAUGCCUUGUCCAGGGAAGACAGUGCCUUCAGGGAUGCUGGCAGGAGACUCUUCAAGUCCAGCUACUGGACUAUUCUCAAGAGAAUGCUCAGGGAAGCUGCACCCAAGGUUUUUGAGACACUCAAGGUGAAGGUGAUACCCACAGAUAUCACUGAAUUCUUUAUAUCAUCCGUCAAGGAGGCCAUGGAGUUCAGGAAGAGGGAGAAUGUCAUCAGGCAUGAUUUGGUCGACACUCUAAUGGAAAUUGAAAAGACCCACGAUAAUAAGGAGUUUGAGUUCACUGAGAGUCUCAUGUCAGCGCAGGCAUUUGUAUUCUUUGUCGCAGGUUUCGAAACCUCAUCCACUGCCAUUUCCUUUGCUCUUCAGGAACUUGCUCAUAAUCCUGAAGUUCAAGAUAAAUUGAUAGAAGAAAUUUUGGACACUGUGAAAAAAUGUAGGGGUGAAUUGUCCUACGAAGUAGUAAAUCAGAUGAAAUACCUCGACAUGGUUAUUCAAGAGUCACUGAGGAAAGAUCCACCUGGCAUUACUUUAACUAGAAGCGUCUUCGAACGCUAUACUCUACCUGGAACGAGUAUUACUCUUGAACCUCGAACUAAAGUCACCAUUCCUGUUCAUGCCAUCCAUCAUGAUGAAGAAUAUUAUCCAAAUCCGGAAGUAUUCGAUCCUGAGAGGUUCUCUGAGGAGAACAAACGCAUGAGACAUCCAAUGGCUUAUCUUCCUUUUGGAGAUGGGCCGAAAAAUUGCAUCGGCGCAAGAUUUGCAUCGUAUCAGGUGAAACUGGGUCUGAUAAAAGCCCUGAAGAAUUUUCGAGUGAGGCCGACGAGUCUCUCACCAUUUCCAUAUGAAAUUGACAAAGGAAGUUUUAUCCUCGCACCUGCAGGAGGAAUUCACCUGAGACUGGAGCCCAUCGAAGAAAAAUAAUUAACGUCAGUAAAUAAUUGAGCAAAAACCGUCAUUUUAUGAUUUAAUUCUCUAGAUGAUAAUCGACGAAUCUACAGACAAUUAAUUGUUUAAUUGAUGUUCUCUAUUGCUGUCAAUGACGAAAUAUUGAAUAAAUAAGGCGCACUGGA
This is a messenger RNA of Fopius arisanus, 1694 nucleotides long. RefSeq names its product probable cytochrome P450 6a13. NCBI's taxonomy places the organism in Eukaryota, Metazoa, Arthropoda, Insecta, Hymenoptera, Braconidae. The coding region runs from base 40 to 1545 and encodes 501 amino acids. The transcript has 4 exons. The record is from RefSeq and is a predicted model, not a curated record. Gene Ontology annotation, molecular function: monooxygenase activity; heme binding; iron ion binding.